GACAAUAACACCCUCCGCGAUUCUUCCCAAAAUUAAGAAAUCGGACCGUUGUAAACUCGUAAAGCCAUAACCCCCAAAAGGGCUUUUCCGCCUUUUUAGUAUUUUCUCUCUCCUCAUUUCUUCUCACUCUCUUCACCAAAUCAUCAUUUCGUCAUUAAACACAAGGAAUAUCCAAAAGGCUUCUUCUUCUUCUUCAGUAACCGCCGCAAUCUUUCCUAACCUUCUAAUUUCAUUUCAUCUGGGUACACUGAAUUGACAUUUAUUGUCUUCUGAAAGAGAAACAGCUUUAGAGGCUCUUGUGGGAUCUUCCAGCAAUGAAGAAGUUUUUCUUUUCCAGAUUUUCCACAGAUCAGACAGUUUCCGCAGAAAACUCACCCCAUGGUGGACCGAGUAAUCAACGGAAGAAUAAGGAUGACAACACUUCCAGAAGUUCGCAUUUUGAAACUCAAAAACAUUCGUCCAAAAACCAUCAUGUAGACUCCCCCUUUGGUCUUCGAAGGAGCCGUUCAUUCUCCUCAGCUGCCUUUCUUGGCAACACAACAGAAAGAAACUUAUCUGGUUUUAGUGACCAAAGCAGCUCUCCUUCUAGUAGUAGUGACAGUGUUGAAGCUCAUCGGCAUAAUCAAUCAUCUCGGUUUCGAACACUUACUCCGGAUAGGCAUGUGAAGACUAAGCGAUUCUCUGCAGUUACUCAUGAUAGUGAUUACAGAUUGCAGAAACCAGCUGCUGCUCAAUAUAAAAUCCAUUCCUCCCAUGAUUGCUCACAAAAUUCUUCACUUAGCUCUAGUGAAGUGUCAAAUGAUGUUUUAGACCUUUACAUUGAUGGAGAACAGCAUCAUCAAAGGGGAAGUCCAAUGAGCAAAGCAUCUUCAAAAAAUCAUACAAGACCUGGUAGUGGUAAAAAGCCGCCAAGAGUUCAUUCAUUUAGAGGGGCUAAAGUAGGAGCUGAGCAUUGGGUUGAAACUGGAUUUGUACACGAAUCUCCUCAGGAUGUGGCAAAGCAUGUAGUCGAAAAGCUGUGUCAGCCUAGAAUUUAUUCGAGAGAUAAUCCAAACGAUUAUGAUGAUCCUGAUGUAGUACCCAUAACAAUUGAAGAUGUUUACAGUGGUUCCUUGAAUAGAGAUGCAGCUUUAAAGUUGAAUAACCCUUGUCAUAUAGAGCAUCCAUUGGACCGAGUUGGUAACCAUUCUUCUGUUGAGCAUGAUAGUGACUGCAUAUAUGAUGAAUAUGAUGCAGGUAACGAGGAUGAGUUGGAUGUAAAGUUGAAAUCUAAAUUUAAGGAGGCACAGGACAGGGUCUUGUUUCUCUCUGAAGAACUGGAGCAAGAGUUGUUCCUUCAUGAUGUGGAGUUCAAUGUGCCGGCAUUGAUUCAGAGAAUUAGGAACUUAACUGAGGAGAAGAUAAGCUUGACCCUUGAGGUUUCUAAUGCUGUUGAAAGUCAGAUUACUGACAGGAUUUCUCUAAAAGAACAACUUAGGUCUGCUAGGUUAGAAUUGGAUUCAAGGACACAAAGGUUGCAGGAAGAAAAGAAUGAUAUACAGUCAGUACUAGAAAGGGAGUUGGACAGAAGGUCUAGUGAUUGGUCUUUAAAGGUGGAUAAAUAUAAGGCGGAUGAGGAGAGACUCAGGGAACGAGUGAGGGAGCUUGCAGAGCAGAAUGUGUCCCUGCAAAGGGAGCUGUCUUCUUUUACUGAUUUGGGAACUGAAUGUAAGGAUUUGACUUCUAGGCUAGAUUCUGCCAUAGGGGAGAACCGGCUUCUUCAACAAAGAAACGGUGAAUUACAGGAUAAAUACAAGAUGACAGAAGAUAUAUACAAGAUGACAGAAAGGAGUUAUAGAGAGAAAGAGGAAGAGUGCAAGGAGUUGCAUUCAUGUGUAGCUGGGUUGUUCAGAACCUGCAGUGAACAAGAGAAGACGAUAGAUGGAUUGAGAGGGGAACUUUCAGAGGUAGUCCAGAAAAGGCAUCAUCAUAUGGAGAAUUCUGAAAAGCAUGUACAGAAGUUGCAGAUGGAGCAAAUAAGGUUGACAGGAGUUGAGCAGGUGUUAAGAAGAGAGAUUGAAUCUUACAAGCAGGAAGUUGAUUCUCUUAGGCAUGAGAAUGUUCUACUGUUGGAACGUUUAAAAGCCGGUGGGAAAGGAAUAACAUUCAAACUAGAUGAAGAACUGUCAGCUCGUCUUUUUUGUUUGCAGAAACAGGGUUUAUCAUUGCUUAAUGAUAGCAUCCAUCUUUCUUCAAAGUUACUGGAAUCCAUCAAAAGUGGAGGAAAGAAGGACAGCAUUGAAGGGAACAAAAGUUGUUUAGACGUCCAUUUUAUCAUUGAAUCUGACAUGAAAGUUCAGGGCUUCAGGCGAGGAACUGAAAAUCUGUUGAGAGGUUUGCAGAAUAUUUCCACAACUCUGCAUGAAAAGUCUGACCUUGUUGCUUCAGAAUCUAUGUCACAAAAUGUGGAUGAUGACAGAUAUGGGUUUCCGAAUUCACAGGAUGUGAGCAGAUAUGAGCUCAAAGCUGAAAAAUUAUUAACAACUUUAUUGCGAGAUAAACUGUAUUCCAAAGACCAAGAAGUUGAACAAUUACAAGGGGAAUUGGCAACUGCAGCAAGGAGUAAUGAUAUUCUUAGAUGUGAAGUCCAAAAUACUCUUGACUCUCUCUCCUGUGUUACACACAAGAUGAAGGAGCUUGAACUCCAGAUGAUGAAGAAGGAUGACAGAAUGAACGAACUUCAGAACGACCUUCAGGAAAGCGUAAAAGAAUUGAGUAUCAUUAGAGGGAUACUGCCAAAAGUUACAGAAGAGAGAGAUAUAAUGUGGGAAGAAGUGAAGCACUAUACUGAGAAGAACAUGCUUUUGAACUCGGAAGUAAACAUGCUGAAGAAGAAGACUGAUGCACUUGAAGAGGAUGUACUCCUUAAAGAAGGUCAGAUCACAAUCUUAAAAGACUCUUUAGGAAGCAAGUCUUUCGACCUCCUGGCAAGUCCUGAUCGAACUCACGAGUUCUUGCUGGAAUAAAAUGAUCCGAGGAGGCGAGCUAGCUCUAUGCUUGGAUGACAGACAGGUGAUCGAUGUCCAUACUUCCAUACUGUUGAUAGUAUACUUUGGUUUUCUUCGAGUGAAAAAGGUUUACUAUAGUGUUAGCAUCAACUUAUAGUUGAUUUUUGUUUGACAGGGCUAGACUACUAAUAAAGGAAGUUUUCAAUAAUUUUUUGACAGGGCUAGAUUUGAAAGAGAUCUAAAUUUGUUAACAAUUGAACAUCAUCUCAAUAAUUACAGUAGCACUUGGUUCUUUAUU
Spinacia oleracea (spinach) is the source of this 3285-nucleotide messenger RNA. RefSeq lists its product as uncharacterized. The record is from RefSeq and is a predicted model, not a curated record. Lineage: Eukaryota; Viridiplantae; Streptophyta; Magnoliopsida; Caryophyllales; Amaranthaceae. The transcript has 5 exons. The coding region runs from base 315 to 3005 and encodes 896 amino acids.